CCGGCUUAGUGGAGGAAGUGUCGGGGUGGACACGGGCGUUGUCCUUGGCUGGCGAGAGUGUCGGGGUGCUGGCCUCUGGCCCUGGUGGCGCCACUACUGUCUUCGGAAAGAUUCCCGGCAAGGCGUUUCUCUGGUAUCGUCAGCGACGAGGACGAGGAGUGCCGUACGUUCCAUGAUCUUUUGCCCCUAGACGGGACGCUUUUCCUAGUCAUGCCUAAAGAGCCAAUUAUCGAGUUGUCUGAAGCAGGAGGUUCUGGUGAAUCUUGCCGUACGUUCCAUGAUCUUUUGCCCCUAGACGGGACGCUUUUCCUAGUCAUGCCUAAAGAGCCAAUUAUCGAGUUGUCUGAAGCAGGAGGUUCUGGUGAAUCUUGCCGUACGUUCCAUGAUCUUUUGCCCCUAGACGGGACGCUUUUCCUAGUCAUGCCUAAAGAGCCAAUUAUCGAGUUGUCUGAAGCAGGAGGUUCUGGUGAAUCUUGCCGUACGUUCCAUGAUCUUUUGCCCCUAGACGGGACGCUUUUCCUAGUCAUGCCUAAAGAGCCAAUUAUCGAGUUGUCUGAAGCAGGAGGUUCUGGUGAAUCUUGCCGUACGUUCCAUGAUCUUUUGCCCCUAGACGGGACGCUUUUCCUAGUCAUGCCUAAAGAGCCAAUUAUCGAGUUGUCUGAAGCAGGAGGUUCUGGUGAAUCUCUUCUUGGGCAUGUAAUGAUUGUUGGCAAGAUGUGUGUUGCUCACCUGGGCCUGACCAAUGGAUUCCGGAUGGUUGUGGAUGAAGGGCCCGAGGGUGGGCAGUCUGUCUAUCGCAUACAUCUACCCGUUCUGGGUGGCCGUCAGUUGGGCUGGCCGCCGGGCUAAGAUUUUGGCACCGCAAGAGUUGCUGCAAGCGUACAAAUCGCCACUGAAUGGAUUUCAUCUGUUGCCCAUCAAUGUAGCGGCUUUUGACGUGUAAUAUUUUUUUUGCCGUGUGUCUGUGGAAGGUAAUAAAAGCUUUGAGCAGCAGUUGCACAAUAAAGAUUUGUCAUGGGGAUAUCA
Messenger RNA from Vidua chalybeata, 1026 nucleotides. RefSeq names its product adenosine 5'-monophosphoramidase HINT1-like. Gene Ontology annotation, molecular function: hydrolase activity. Bases 211 to 849 code for a protein of 212 amino acids. The record is from RefSeq and is a predicted model, not a curated record. Gene Ontology annotation, biological process: purine ribonucleotide catabolic process. Gene Ontology annotation, cellular component: nucleus; cytoplasm. Lineage: Eukaryota; Metazoa; Chordata; Aves; Passeriformes; Viduidae. The transcript is spliced from 7 exons.